Molecule: messenger RNA, 614 nt
Organism: Ruditapes philippinarum (Manila clam)
Lineage: Eukaryota; Metazoa; Mollusca; Bivalvia; Venerida; Veneridae
Product: ovomucoid-like
Exons: 4
Coding region: 122-550 (142 amino acids)
Molecular function (GO): protein binding
Source: RefSeq, a predicted model, not a curated record
CGAUUCUUAUCUGUCGAAAUAACAGUUGUGUAACACUAGGACUAGCAGGGUCACGUUUAUGCUCCUUGUAGUUAUACAUUGCUAAUCGAAAUCAAAACUUGCAGGGAUCACUAACAUAACGAUGAUAGGCCUACUUGUUUUUAUUUUGGCGGCCUCUUCAGUAAGCGGUCAGUUUUUAAACUGUCCCUGGGUUAACAGUUUGAAUUGUUCAGCAUACGAUCCCCAACCGGAAUGUGGUACAGACGGCUUUACUUAUGUGAACAGGUGCUUUUUUGCUCAGCAACAGUGUGUUCACCUGGAACUUCAUAUUCUACAUGACGGAGCAUGCCUGCCAUCCGAAUCAAGUACAACCCCAGCUGCAACAACAGUAAGCGGCCAUGAUGCCGUACUCGAUUUCUUUUGCACGGUUAUCAGCAAACAAGAUUGUGGAACCGAAGAUCAACCAGUUUGUGCGUCUGACAACUGGACUUAUAAAAACUAUUGUGAAUAUGAUAAAGCCAGGUGUACUCACAGAGACCUGAGGGUGCUUGACUAUGCCCCAUGUCCGUGAAAUGUUACUGCUGUUUUUUCGUCAGUAAAUUCUUAAGCAACAAAAUAAAUUUGAAAUACACAAA